This is a messenger RNA of Poecilia reticulata (guppy), 2195 nucleotides long. It is a transcript of the gene ifngr2, whose product is annotated as interferon gamma receptor 2. The record is from RefSeq and is a predicted model, not a curated record. Gene Ontology annotation, molecular function: protein binding. Lineage: Eukaryota; Metazoa; Chordata; Actinopteri; Cyprinodontiformes; Poeciliidae.
AGAAGAAGAAGAAGCCCGUCGAUGGUUGAGGUCAGGUGACUGUUGUAAUGCGUAUAGAUCUUUUGACGGGAGUAAUGUUUUUAUGGAAAUGUUGGUAAAUAUGGACCAUUGGAGACGGUUAUGUCCUUUGACGGAUCUUUUCCGCCCGAAAUUCGUUGUCCUGGUUCUGUUCUACUUAGUUUGGGCCGCAGGAGAUCCUGUGACGACGCCACAGCCGAUCGACGUUGUGAUCGACCAAUCAAGUGUGAACUGGACCUCAACAGCGAGUGACGUGACGUUUACAGUCGAGUCUCACGACUUUGAGUCGGGUUGGACGCCCAUAGAGACGUGCAGAGAGAUGCGCUUCACUUCCUGUGAUUUGAGUUGGGAGGAAAGCAGCAGCAGCUGCAUUCGGCAUCGUGUUACAGCUUGGAGAAACGGGAUUGAGUCUGAGCCUGUUGAGGCCUGCAGCAGAGAUGGCCAUCCGUGCUCUCCGAACUUCACUCUGACCGCAGCGCCUGAAUCCCUCACAGUCAACCUGAAGAGAAACCACAAUCUGCAUGAGGAGCAUGCAGACAAAUUGAAACAUYKGAUCUACUUUUGGAAAAAAGGAGAGCAACCGAAGAAUGAGAAAGUCACCUUGUCCUCAGUGUUAAUCGAUGGCCUGGAAGUUGGCGAGACGUACUGUGUGACGGUGCAGUUUGCUUUUCAUUUGAAGRAAUACGGUCCAGCCAGCUGUAUGCAGUGUGAAACCAUCCCUAGCUCCAGUGGAUCAAAACAGACGCAGAUCAUCGUCAUCUGCAUCGUCCUUUUGGGKAUCGUUCUUUUAGUUGUUUUUGCAUACGUCCACCUCUUCAAAUCCAAGAAAAUCAAAGAGAUCCUUCAACCUCCGUACAUGAUCCCAAUGACGUUCAAAGAGCCGCUUCCGCAGCACAACUACCAGCCUGUGGCCGUGAGUCCCUCAGAGGAACGUUACGACGCUGUUUCCGUUAUAAUUCCAUAUGAGUCCAGAGGAGUCUGACCUUCGCUUCCUGCUGGGACUAAAAACUUUACAGAUUUAAUCUGUAAAUCUUCUCCUUUCAUGGAGGAGCGCUCCUAACUUGGUCCUGGCAGGUGAAACUGUUGAGGUCUGGAAAAUGGAGGAGGUUCUGUUACAAACAGGCCUUAACCAGCAGCUGUUUGCACUUUUCAAUGUUGAUAUUUCUGUUAAAUACUGAAGAUUAGCUGGACUGCKGCUUCCCCAGGUUCAUCAGCACUYGUUCAGACGGACCAAAUUUGGGUAGAGGAGCCAGAAACUGUACCCUUUUUUCUAAAAAGUUGCUCAAAUAAAUGUGACUAGUUACCACCCACCUGUGAUCCCAACAGAAAUCCUCACCAGUUAAAGUCCAGACAUCCCAGUAAGAAUCUAAUCAAAUCCCUGGUUUUUAUAUUUAUAAAAUUGAGUUAUUUUUUYCUCUGAAUGUCCCAAAGUGAGUCGGACUGGACUGCUKCUUUGUUUUUACGCGGUGGUUUUAAUGUUUUUGACUCAUAGCUGUGAACGCUAACAGAGCAAUCACUGAAACGUCCUSAARAGGAUCCAUGAAUCUCUCCACUUUCRCCGAUUUUCCUGCUUCCUGUUAUGGAGUUUAAAGCUGCAUGCUUUUAAUUUGAAAGGCAGCGACCCGGAAGUAGGGCACUCUCGGGACGUUCGACCUUCUUUUGUGUCUUUAUUUUACCAGAACGUUUCCUACAGUCUGAACAAAAAGGGAAUUAUCMUCUGUCCCAGUGAUUCUGUGUUCCUGGAAAAUGGGGGRGUCGCUUAUUGUUUAUUCUUCCGGAGUCUUAGCAGCCUGAUAACUUCCUCUUCCAGUGGACUAAAAUGGCGGUUGCUGGGAUGAAGUGGAUUGGAUCCUCACGUGCCAUCCUAUCCUGCCAAAGUUGGAUUYAACAAUGGAAAACCUGGAUUCAGAUCCAGCAGCCAGAAUGUGUUGAACUGUUUUCUCCACUGGAUCAGUAACGUUUGUACAAAUCUGUGUUUAUCUUUGUGAUUUUAUUUUAUUUUUUGCUCAGGACUUUAUCUUUCUGCCUCAUCGUGGUGCCUAACAGACUGAAACGAGUCAAAUAAACCUGUAUUCUUGUCUGCAACUGAACCCAGGAUCUYUACGUUUCACUUYAUGGUUUCUUUUGGUUUAAACUUGUCAGUAGAAAAAUAAAUAAAAUGUAGGGUAAAAAAUCAA